This is a messenger RNA of Synchytrium microbalum, 456 nucleotides long. RefSeq lists its product as uncharacterized. The record is from RefSeq and is a predicted model, not a curated record. The transcript is spliced from 6 exons. NCBI's taxonomy places the organism in Eukaryota, Fungi, Chytridiomycota, Chytridiomycetes, Synchytriales, Synchytriaceae. Bases 1 to 456 code for a protein of 151 amino acids.
AUGACUGUAUCAUUCAACGGCAAAUGGGUCGAAGACAAGGAGACCUCAACACCAUACCAAGACGUCCUUGAAGCUCAAGGUGUUUCAUGGGCGUUACGUCAAGUUAGUAGCAAUGAUGAUUUCGUUGUGCUGAUCAUCAAACUCUUGACAGUUCAAUACACGAUAACCGACACCGGUACCACCCUAGAGUCAAUUGACACUCAGGGUACGAAAGAGCUCGCAACCCUCGACAAUGAAUGGGUGGAGCGAAAGCACCCCAUCUUUGGACCCUACAAGGACAGGAUGGCAAGGUUGAGCGAUAGUGUAGUUUCAAUUGAGACUUCUUCUGAUCGUGGUUGGGCUGUUAAGGGAGAAUGGAGGGUUGAGGAGAAUGGAACUGUGUUGAUUAGAGAGUAUGAGUUCACGUCUCCUACUUUGAACAAGUUGGUGCGAUUGGUCUACAAGAAGCAGGAGUGA